Vicia villosa (hairy vetch) is the source of this 1014-nucleotide messenger RNA. RefSeq lists its product as uncharacterized. The transcript is spliced from 3 exons. The coding region runs from base 1 to 1014 and encodes 337 amino acids. The record is from RefSeq and is a predicted model, not a curated record. NCBI's taxonomy places the organism in Eukaryota, Viridiplantae, Streptophyta, Magnoliopsida, Fabales, Fabaceae.
AUGAAUGGAAUUAAUGGCAUUCCGAAUUUUCUUCCAAUGUUUGAUGGAAAAAAUUGGAUUCGAUGGAGAAAACAGAUGAAAUCCUUGUUUGACUUUCAUGAAACCCUAGAAUUGGUUACCGACGGUGUUCCUGUGCUAGCUGCAAAUGCUAGCGGAGCACAGAAAACAUCUCACAACGAAGUCAAGAAGAAGGAUUGCAAGGUUGCGUAUUACAUUCAAUCGGCGGUUGAUUUUAUAAAUUUCGAGAGAAUCUCUCACGCUGAAUCAGCGAAGGAGGCAUGGGAUAUUCUUGUCAAAUAUUAUGAUGGAGGUGAGAAAGUCAAGGUUGUCAAAUUGCAGACCUUGCGUCAACAAUAUGAAUUGUUGUCGAUGGGAGAAGACAAACAGAUUGUAGAGUAUGUAUCGAAGGUGCAGAAAGUCGUCCAUCUCAUAAAGAGUUGUAGUGAAACCCUAACUGAUAAGAUGAUAGUUGAUAAGGUAAUGUCUAUUCAAGAAUCCAAUCAACUUAAAACCCUAAAAUUGGAAGACUUGGUUGGUUCGUUGGAAGCGCAAGAGAUUAGGAUUUUCGAAAGGAAAGGAGUUCAGGAUUCAAUAAAAGCUUUGCAGGUUCACUCAUGGAAAAAGAAUGGUGGUUCCAACAAAUUCAAAAGUAAAGUCGACAAGACUCGGAGAAAAAAGCCUUGGAAAGACAACGGAUCAACAAAAGGCAAGGACGAAGGAGCGAACCUUGCACGCCAAGAUUUAGAUGAUUCUGAAGGUAUGAUGGUUAUGGCUGCAGUGGAAGAUAACCACGUCGAAUCCAAGAUCUGGUUUCUCGACUCAGGUUUCACAAAUCACAUGACUGGUCAAAAUGUGUGGUUGGCAGAUUUCGACGAGUCGAAGAAGAGCAAGGUAAAACUUGCUGAUAAUAGUUUGUUGCAAGUAGAAGGUACUGGAAACAUAGUUGAGUGGCAAAUGACCAUCACUGAGUCAUCUGAAGGUGUUUGGAUCUAUGUGUUACAAGCAUGUUCUUGA